GUAAGGUUGAGCAUCCAACAGAAUGGUGUCAUCCCAUAGUGCCUGUUGCUAAGAAGCCAAAUGGAGUAAGAUUGUGUGUUGAUCUGACUAAGCUUAAUAAGUAUGUAUGUAGACCCACUUAUCCUGUACGAUCACCACAUGAUGCAGUAGCUUCGAUUAGCACUGGGGCAAGGUGGUUCUCUACACUAGAUGCAAAAAUGGGAUAUUUUCAAGUCAAGAUUGCAGAAGAAGACCAGGAUCUCACAUGUUUCAUUACCCCAUGGGGUCGCUAUAAAUUCAAGCGAGCGGUAAUGGGACUUAUUUCUUCAGGAGAUGAAUAUAAUCGAAGAGGAGACCAAGCUCUUGGUGAUAUACCACAAACUGUAAAGAUAGUUGAUGAUGUUCUUGCAUACGAUUAUUCUUAUAAGGAUCAUCUAGCCCAUAUUAUUUCUAUCUUGCAAAGAUGUGAUGAGUAUGGGAUAACUCUUAAUCCUCAAAAAAUUUGCUUCGCAAAACGUGUUGUUGAUUUUUGUGGGUAUAAAAUCUCGAGCCAUGGCUACACAGUUGAUUCUCGCAAAGUUUUGGCUAUUGCAGACUUUCCUGUACCACAAAAUAUAACAGAUCUUCGAUCUUUUAUGGGACUUGUUAAUCAGCUUGGAAGUUUUUCUUCAGAAAUUGCACAUGAAGCACAACCACUCAGAGAUUUACUGAGGCAGCGUAAUGAAUGGUGUUGGACAACACAGCAUGAUUUGUCUUUUAGGAGAGUAAAGGAAGCACUUACUGCACCCCCUGUACUUGCACAUUUUGAUACAACUUUGCCAAACCAUGUUGCAGACAGAUGCAUCGCGACUGCAUGGUCUGGGAUUUGCUUUACUUCAAAAGCAUGGAACGGACUGGAAACUAACGCAAUGUGGCUCAAGAUUCCUUUCAGAUGUUGAAACAAGAUAUUCUGUGAUAGAGCUGGAAAUGACAGCUGUAUUAUGGUCAAUAAAGAAAUGUCAUACUUACUUGGCUGGAUUGCCUCAUUUUGAUGUUGUGGUAGAUCAUAGACCAUUGAUACCAAUUCUUAACAGUAAGUCACUUGGUGAAAUUGAAAACCCAAGACUUCAACGCAUGAGAGAGAAGCUAAGUAAUUUCAGUUUUACUGUCCACUGGCAGAAGGGAAGUAUUCAUUGUAUUCCAGAUGCUUUAUCGCGUGCACCAGUUCAGGAUCCUACGGAAGAAAAUUGUUUGAAUGAGGAUGGAUCCACUGAUCCUUUGCAUGUUGCAAUUGUGAACGCCCUUGACAUGCAUGGAGAUGGUGUACUUCUGACACCUCUAAAGGACAAAACGCUGGAAAAGGUACGUGUUGCUGCUGAACAGGAUGCAGAAUACAAUUCACUUCGGAAAAUUAUAAUGAAAGGUUUUCCUGAACACUGCCAUAAUUUGGAAGUAGAACUCAGGCCUUUCUGGAAUAUACGUGAUAUGCUUGCUGUAGAUGAUGACCUAAUUGUUUAUGGAGCAAGACUUCUUAUACCCAAGAGUCUUCGACGGGAAACUCUUGAAUGUCUUCAUGAUGGUCAUCAGGGAAUAGACAGCACAAAAAGGAGGGCGCGACAGACUGUUUACUGGCCUAAAAUUGACAGAGAUAUUGAGAACAUGGUUUCUUCUUGUAUCAAAUGUCGUCCUUUUCUACCAAAUCAAAGAAAUGAACCUCUAUGGCAAGAAGAAGAUCUACCAAGUAGAGUUUUUGAAUCCGUAUCUGCGGAUUAUUUUCAUGUCAUGGGUCGUACUUAUCUUGUUUAUAUUGACAGGUUGUCUGGAUGGCCUUGUGUAUCUUCGUGCCAGGGUAUAGCUUCUGCAUCCAAUCUAAUACGGUCACUGAGGGCUAUAUUUUCAGAUACUGGUGUUCCUGUUUUGUUGAAAACUGAUGGAGGACCACAGUUUGCUUCAUCAGCUUUGAGACGUUUUUUUUAUCUCGCUGGGGAGUAGAACAUCGCAUUACUUGGCCAUAUAAUCCGAAGGCAAAUGGACAUGCAGAAGCAUCAGUGAAAAUAUCAAGAAGCUGAUUAUGACUACUGCUAAGAAUGGGAACCUGGAUGCGGAUGAAUUUGCCCGUGGAAUGUUGGAGCUUAGGAAUACACCUCGUGCUGAUGGCAGAUCACCAGCUCAAGUUUUAUUUGGUCAUCCCCUCAGGUCUUUUAUUCCAACACAUCGUCGCUCAUUUGCCAAAGAGUGGCAAAAGAAAGCAGAGGAAUGUGAUGUUAAAGCAGAGUAUUUGCGAAGUCAGGCGAAGCAACGAUACGACAGUACUGCCAGACCCCUUUCUCAUUUGGAAAUGGGUACUUAUGUUGAUGUUCAGGAUCACACCACAGGACUUUGGAAUCGCCAAGGUGUUGUUGUCGGCAUUGGAUCAAGGCGAGAUUAUCUCAUAAAGAUGGGCAGCGGGCGCAUUUUGUGGAGAAACCGAAAGUUCCUGAGACCACAUCGACCUCUUUUACCAAUAUAUGGAUCAAGCCUUGAUGCAACUAAUACUCCCAGUAAACCAAAGGAUGUGGAGAAGUCACAAGAUAAUUCUACUGCUGAGGUUAUUAGCAAAUCAAUCUUGCCUACACCAGCUCCACGUCGUAGUUUGCGGCAUAGGAAAGAACCUGAUCGUCUACAAGUAAAAUGGAAGAAAAAUACAUAUGAAUAAGAAGGAUUUUCAGACGCCAGGGAUUAUGAUAUCAUUACCCUAGACGUCUUAGGGGGAGGUGUGUGAUAUACCUCCAAAUGUCCAUAUUCAUUUGUUUACUAGUUAUGUAA
Messenger RNA from Macrobrachium nipponense, 2763 nucleotides. RefSeq lists its product as uncharacterized. NCBI's taxonomy places the organism in Eukaryota, Metazoa, Arthropoda, Malacostraca, Decapoda, Palaemonidae. The record is from RefSeq and is a predicted model, not a curated record. Bases 2030 to 2653 code for a protein of 207 amino acids. The transcript has a single exon.